This is a messenger RNA of Ustilaginoidea virens, 1998 nucleotides long. RefSeq lists its product as uncharacterized. Gene Ontology annotation, biological process: L-arginine biosynthetic process. Gene Ontology annotation, molecular function: L-glutamate N-acetyltransferase activity, acting on acetyl-CoA as donor; arginine binding. The transcript has 2 exons. The record is from RefSeq and is a predicted model, not a curated record. The coding region runs from base 1 to 1998 and encodes 665 amino acids. Lineage: Eukaryota; Fungi; Ascomycota; Sordariomycetes; Hypocreales; Clavicipitaceae. Gene Ontology annotation, cellular component: mitochondrial matrix.
AUGAAGCUCAACUUGCCGACCUGCUUCUCAUGGCCGUCCAGCCGCCGGAGCCGAAAAGGCCUUACUUGCCUCGUCAGGAGUCCUCCAAACAACAGCAAGCCGGCUUUCGGGCCGGUGGAUACGGUUCGCCGCAUGUCUACUCCCUCUGCCUCUCGGGCCAAGAAGCAGGCGUUGGACAGGGACAUGAUCAUCUCCGUCCUUGAGUCUGCAGCCACCAGGCGAGAUGCAAAGGGCUAUCUGCAGAAAUACACACAUGGGAAAACACCAUGCCCCUCUGCGCCAUCGCAUGAGCCGGCCGCGGGCAGUCCCGUCGCAUCACUCACCAACGGGCGUCCGACGAUGACGACGACGACGACGACGACGACGACGACGACAAAGACGACGGAUCCCACCGACGCUGCCGUGGUGACGUUACGCCUGCCCCAGGAGCUCUCCUCCGACGUGCUGCACGGAAUCGCCAAGACCUUGUCGCAACUACGCGUCCUCGGUCUCACCGCUCUGGUGGUUGUGGACGGCGGCGCGGGAGCCGACUGUCGGCUUCUCGAGGACCAGGCCCUGCGGCUUUGCGAGGCGAUCGACUCGUUCGCCGGUCCCGGAUCCAAAAUGGCAGGGCACGUGUUUUCGAGGCGGAAACGCAAGACGCCCGCUUCGACGCCGCCCGGGGUCGUCGCCGACACUAUCCUCGUAGACGACCGCGGCGUUUUGGAAAGGGCUUUGCGGCGGAGCGUGAUUGUGGUGAUGCCAUCGCUCGCUCGUCCCGACGACAUCUCUUGCCGCGCACCAGCUGACGCAAACGCAACAACGCUUGCAUUGACUCGAUACCUGGCAGGCUUUCCAUCCGAAGCUAGCAGCGGCACCGACGAUCCGGCCUCUGCCCCCACAACCCACCCGUCGGCGAGACUGGCGUCAGUCGAGAGAAUCAUCAUCCUCGAUCCUCUUGGCGGAAUUCCCAUGACACGACGGCCCCAUGUUCCCCACCGACUAAUCAAUCUUGAGCAAGAAUACGACAUGCUUCUCCAAAACUUGAAGGCUGGGGCAUCGACAUGCCCAGAAACAGCUGGGACGGGUCGUCCCAACGCCCCAAAUGACAACCAUGCAGCAAACCUCAGCCUCGUCAAGGACACCCUAACCCUCCUCCCUCCUACCUCAUCGGCACUCAUCACCACGCCUUUUGCUGCGGCUUGCACCAGCUCGAGCACGCCACCAACCGCUCACCGUCGUCCGCUGCUGGGCUUUGACAGCAUGGUCACCACCAGGAGGCAAAGGAACCCGCUCCUGCACAACCUGCUCACCAACCGUCCUGCCUUCUCCCCGUCGCUGCCGCUCAAGAGAAUCCAAGACGAAGAAGACGGAUCGUCUCAAAGGGUAAACUCCGGUUCGGCCACGCUGGUCAAGAGAGGCAUGCCGGUAACCAUCUAUCCCGAUCCGCGAGUCGAACCAUGGCGUUUUUCCAAGCCCACCGCAACGCGUCUUCGACUCACCGAUGACUGCUUCGACCUUGCUCGUUUACUCUACCUCAUAGAAGACUCGUUUAACCGCAAGCUCGAUGCGCAGCACUACCUGAAACGGGUGAAUGAUAAUCUGGCCGGGGUCAUUAUCGCGGGCGAGUACGAAGGCGCUGCCAUCUUGACCUGGGAGUUGCCCGUGGGUGUCAGCGAGCAAGAUGCCUGUGCUCAGCGUCGGUUCGUCCCGUACCUGGACAAGUUUGCAGUCUUGAAAACGCGCCAGGGAUGCAGUGGGGUGGCGGACAUCGUUUUCAACGCAAUGGUGCAGGAUUGCUUCCCGGACGGCGUCUGCUGGAGAAGCCGCAAGGACAACCCCGUCAACAAGUGGUACUUUGAACGCUCAGCAGGGACCUGCCAACUAUCCGCGUCAAACUGGGCCAUGUUUUGGACGACAAUGGAUGCGAAAGAGCGGAGCACAACGCUCCAGGACUACGAAUCAGUAUGUCGAAGCGUGGAGCCGUCAUGGGCGGAUAAGAAACAUGUCAUAGAUUGA